AUGUCUGAUAUCAAUGUUGAUGAUAAUGUAAAAAAUGUCAAAAUUGGAGUUAUUGGCGGAACUGGUCUUUAUCAUUGCCAUCAUUUAGAGUUAAUCAAAGAAAUUUAUCCUAAAACACCAUGGGGAUAUCCUAGUAGUAAUAUAACGAUAUGUAAGGAUUCAAGUGGUUUUAAAAUAGCAUUUUUGGCAAGACAUGGUGAAGGUCACAAGUAUAACCCGACUCAGGUACCUUCUAGAGCAAACAUAGCAGCACUCAAGCAUUUAGGUGUGGAAAUUAUCAUAGCCUUUUCUGCUGUUGGCUCGUUACGCAAAGAAAUAAAACCAAGAGAUUUUGUUCUUCCAUCACAAAUAAUUGAUCGUACAAAAGGUAUACGACCUUUUACUUAUUUUGAAGAUGGAAUCACCUGUCACAUCACCUUUGCCGAUCCAUUCAAUCAACAACUAGCCGACAUAAUAUACAGACAUAAAAACAUUAUCGAAGGCACAAAUAUCAAUGAUGGGGAUGAUAAAUUGGUUUUCCAUCGUGAUAAAACAAUAAUUUGUAUGGAAGGACCAGCAUUCUCAACAAAAGCUGAAUCAAAACUUUAUAGAAGUUGGGGUUGUGACGUUAUUAAUAUGUCGGUGUUGCCUGAGGCAAAACUGGCCAAAGAAUUAGAGAUUGCGUAUCAGAUGAUUUGUAUGUCGACAGAUUACGAUAGUUGGAAUCAUGAAGAGGGGGACGUGGUUGAUGUCGAAACUGUUAUUAAAAACUUGGAAUUCAAUUCUAAAAACGCCAAAAAAUUACUUGAUGCUAUUUUACCAGAUCUGGAAACUGCAUUAAAGGAAAAUAGAUUUCAUGAUAUCAAAGACACAACAAAAAACUCCUGUAUCACUAGACAAGAAGCAAGAAAUAAAGAAAUGAUUGAGAAAUUAAAUUACUUAUUUGUGAAUGAUGCGAGAGGAUUAGAUGUUAAUGAUGGGAAGUGA
Molecule: messenger RNA, 966 nt
Organism: Entrophospora candida
Lineage: Eukaryota; Fungi; Glomeromycota; Glomeromycetes; Entrophosporales; Entrophosporaceae
Source: the annotation of a GenBank genome assembly